CACAUCUUCUAUUCAGACGCAUAUGAGAAAUAUUACUUAUCUCUUCAGGAUGGUGAAGGAGAGCAACAACACGAACUCCGUUCUCCAGUCAGAGGUGUCACACAGAUGCAGUCUGCUCUGUCUCGGUCCUCUGAACUUCCACCGUCAGGCUGUGGGAGAAAAGAUCUGCCUGAGUCAUGGAGGUCGACUCGCAGAGAAGACUGAGGCCACGUUCAAGAAUGGGCUGGUGUUCAGCAGCCGUCCAGUGAGAGUCCAGGAGAGGAUUCGUCUGAGAGUGCAGAGGGAUUCAUUCAUCUGGGAUGGAGCUCUGCGUGUGGGCUUUACCAACGUGCCACCCUCAGCCAGAUCUCUACCUUUGCCCUGCAUGGCCAUUCCUAACCUCACUGACAAGCCUGGACACUGGGCUGUUCCACUGGAUGAAUCUGUUUGUGAAGCAGGUUCAGAGCUGGAGUUUUGGGUUUCUCGUGGUGGCAGCAUAUACGUAGCUGUCAACAACAGGCCGUGUAAGAAGCUAACAGGAGUGAACCUCAGCCAGCCGCUGUGGGCCAUGAUAGACAUCUACGGGCAGACGUGCUCCAUUUUGCUCCUAGGUUCAGAGAAACGUGAGCUGUUUUGCACUAGAAGAUCGUGUCCUCCACCUGAAUCUCUCACUUCACUUGCUGGUUCAGUUUCUGAUGUUUCAGACUUCACUGAUGAUGACUGCAUCUCCUGUCUUGACACAGAAGUCCCAACAGAUAUAACCUGUGCGGUGUGCAUGGUGAAAGAGGCCAGAAUCACACUGCCGUGUGGCCACCGGUGUUUAUGUAGACACUGCAACUCCAGAGUUUUUCAGGAGUUUGGCACCUGCCCGCUGUGUCGACACAAGAUCAGAGCUCCAUCGGCAGAGGAGCUGGUCUGAGCUCCGAGACAGAAGCCAGAAAUCACCAAAGAGAAGUUACAGAGUGACUGUAACAGUGAAAAUACUGCACUAAAUGCAAAAUCUGCUGCUAUUUCUAUAUUAUUUAUAAUGAUAACUUUGUCUGUACAGCGUACUUUUCUACCUCGAUGUAAAUCUUAAAGCAGUGUUGUAUUUUUGUCUAAAAAUUGUAAUGUGUUGAUGGUAAAAAAGAUAAACUCUGUUAUGUUUUAAGAGUUAAAAAUAACCUCAAAAACAAUAUUUUUCAAUGAAGCGUGUUUUGGAAAAGAAGCAUCUGUCUACAGCUCAUAUCUCUACAGUCAGGAAUGAGCGGACGUGAAAAUAAAUGUUGGUUUUCA
This is a messenger RNA of Maylandia zebra (zebra mbuna), 1254 nucleotides long. RefSeq names its product E3 ubiquitin-protein ligase NEURL3. Gene Ontology annotation, molecular function: ubiquitin protein ligase activity. Lineage: Eukaryota; Metazoa; Chordata; Actinopteri; Cichliformes; Cichlidae. Gene Ontology annotation, biological process: ubiquitin-dependent endocytosis. The record is from RefSeq and is a predicted model, not a curated record. Gene Ontology annotation, cellular component: early endosome.